AUGAAGACGUUACCUUGGUUGCUGGGCGGCGACAAGAAGGAAGAAGCCGAACGAUCGUCCCGAGGCAGCAGAGGAGGCCCGGAGAGUGACGAUGACUAUGAAGACACUCCUGAGCGGAACGAGGGGGGAGAGGAUGAAGUGAGCUUUGCAUUCCACCCGUUCGGGGGCACAGAGGCGGACGACGUGAUGGCAAGAGUCGCUAUGAGGCUGAAUGGGAGGAGCACAGAGGCGGACGAUGCGAUGGAGCUGCAGAGCCAACUGGUGGAGAAGCAGGGCGAGCUGAAACGACCCAAGGCGGAAUACGAAGGCUUGCAGGUGAGUGUGGGUGGUUCUUCCUGA
Closterium sp. NIES-65 is the source of this 339-nucleotide messenger RNA. The record is from the annotation of a GenBank genome assembly. Lineage: Eukaryota; Viridiplantae; Streptophyta; Zygnematophyceae; Desmidiales; Closteriaceae.